This is a messenger RNA of Archocentrus centrarchus (flier cichlid), 6425 nucleotides long. RefSeq names its product envoplakin-like. Gene Ontology annotation, molecular function: structural molecule activity; cadherin binding. Gene Ontology annotation, cellular component: membrane; cytoplasm; intermediate filament. The record is from RefSeq and is a predicted model, not a curated record. The coding region runs from base 119 to 6241 and encodes 2040 amino acids. NCBI's taxonomy places the organism in Eukaryota, Metazoa, Chordata, Actinopteri, Cichliformes, Cichlidae. Gene Ontology annotation, biological process: wound healing; intermediate filament cytoskeleton organization. The transcript is spliced from 22 exons.
GAAGAGGAGAGGAAAGAGUAGAGCAGCUGGAAGAAACACACUUGGACUCAGAUUAUACGUACAUACACACACACACACACACACACACACACGCACACACCCCACACGGCGUCCCAAGAUGUUGAAGAAAAAGGAUUCUGGCACCGCAAAGUUAAGCAAAACUCAGGCUCAAGAACUGGCCUUGCUGAUUUCUCGCAUGCAAAAGAAUGCAGACCAAGUGGAGAAGAAUAUCCUGAAAGCAGAGCAGCUGCUGGCUGUGGACAAAGAGCGAGACGGGAAGAAUGAACAACUGAUCCACAGGAAAGAGAAUGCAGACAACCUGGCUCAGGCUGAGAAAUUGCUCAAGGAACUUUUCAUGGACGUGGACAAAGCCAAGAAGCUUCAGCACCCUCAGGCUUCAGAGAUAGAGAGCGAUGUGAAAAAUCUCCAUGAUCGUUGGGCCAAGGACUGCGCCAUCUACAGGGAAGUGUAUGACCAGGUACAAGACCUGGAUCUGACACAAAAGAUUGGCUGGGGUCCUCUGUUUGAUGAAAAACUGAAGCAGUUAAGAGAAGCAGCAUAUGGUCCCAAGCUUUCUGAUGUAGAGAGGCAGAUAGCAGCUCACAACAUUCUCCAUCAGGAAAUCGAGGCCUACAGCGACCAGCUGAAACCUAGCACCACCACCUCACAGGAGCAGUAUGCCACCCUCAAAGAGAAAUAUGCCAAACUUUUUGAGAGCUCCCAGCAACGGCGCAACCACCUGGCCUCUUUGUACGAGUACAUGCAAAGCUGCAGCAAGGAGCUCAUCUACCUGUCGGGCCAGCAGGAGAGGAUCCUCCAGAGAGACUGGAGCGAUCGCAUGGUCGACCCCCCGAGCGUCCGCAUGGAGUAUGAGAAAUUCAAAAGUAAUGCACUGUUAGCACACGAGCAAGAGGUCAACCUGCUGCAGGAGGAAGGAGAUCGUCUCCUUAAUGGGAAACACCCCGGCAGUCCAACCAUUAAAGCACACAGAGAUACGGUGCAGGCUGACUGGCAAGCCUUCCUCAACCUGUGUCUGGCACAGGAAGUACACCUGGAGAAUAUUGACACCUACAAGAAGUUCCAGCUGGAUGCAGAGAGGCUGUCAGAAUCUUUGGAGAGACUCAGGUCUACUCUGGACCCAAAGUCCAUGGAGAACAAGAGUAACUCUCAGGUCCUGCUGGCACUGGAGGGAGAUGAACCAGCAGUGAAGAGGAAUGAGCAGCGUCUGGCUGCCCUCAGGGAGCUCAGCAGCAGCAUCAUGCCUCUGAAGUUACGCAGAGUCCAGCCCAGCAAACCCACCACUGUAGUAUCCCUAUGUGACUGGAUUGAUGAAGAGGGUGCAGUGAAACGUGAUGAAAAGCUAAUCCUGAAGUCCAACGCUAAUAAUAAGAACUGGAAGCUUCAGGAUAGCAGUGGAAAGACCAAAAUCCUCCCUGGUGCAUGUUUCAUGAUCCCACCGCCUGAUGCUGAGGCCCUGGAAACAGUGAGCAGUCUGGACAGAGAACUGACAGACCUAAAGAGUCGUAGAUCUGCUCUGAUAGCCUCCUUAAAGAACCCCACUGUAGAGGUGAUUCGGCCUCAGAAGGCAGUUACCGCUGAAAGGGCUCCCGAGGAUCCCAGAGUUGCAGAGCUCCUCAGUGAAUUAGAUAAGCUCAAUAAAGCCCUGGAGACAAGCGAAAAACAAAUCCUGAGCCGAGAGAGGACCCCACUAGACAAGCGCAGCCCCACUCAGGACCUGGUGAACCGGGUGCAAGAGCUCGAGAAAUCUGCUCUCGCUGUGCAGAAGCUAGAGUCGCAGAAGUCUGCCAUCCAGAGAGAGGUGGAUCCUAUUCUGGCUAAGAAACCUCUGGGACCCACCGCCUCUGCCCUGCCACCUAAACUCAGCGCUACCAACAAAAAGUUUGACGACGUCAACUCACUUAUCGACCUUUAUAAUAAAAAAGCUACAGCCUCCAUGUACUUAGAGAAACAGAUGCAAAGGGUAGAAGGUAUUGUCUCUGGGUUUGAGAAGGAACUGGCGAAAGAUGGCACCAUCCUUGACAAACCAAAUGCUCUUCAGAGUCGCAACCAGAGGCUUCAGACACUGAGUAAGGAUGUUGCCUCAAGGAAAGAUGAACUGAAAAAAUUAGGCAGAGACUUGGACCUGACAGAGCAGGCGUGCAGCUCCCUGCAGCAGAGUUUCAGUGAAUACUGUGCCGACAUCCGCCGGCAGGAGAACCAGGUGAAGAACCUGAAGGACCGUUACACAAAUGUCAAUAAUCAACUCCAGGACAGGUCUGCUCUCAUACAGCAAGCAGCCAAUAAAAACCAGGAUUUCCAGAAUGCUGUUCAGUCACUGGACUUUUUCUUAGUCAAUUUGCCCGAUAAUAAGAUCAAACCUACUGACGGAGUGGCAGAAGUUACAACCAAGGAGAAUUCUCAGAAGAGAGUGGUAGAGGACAUCAAGAAGAAGUCAGACGAUUUAGAGCGAGUCAAGGACCUUUCCCGCAAUCUGCAAAAUGUCUUGCAUGACUAUGAAAUUAAGUCAAACACUUACCGUGCCAUUCUGACCGAUGAUGCUGGUGAUGAUGAGGAUGAGAAUGAACAAAGCGUCGAUGAGGGACCAGUUUCAGUGAAACGUCAGGCUUCCACUCUGGCUCAGUCUGUACAGAGAACGGAGAAAGAUCUACUGAACCACUACUCUGCAGUGUCUGCAGAGAACAACCAGCUCCUCAGUCAGUUGAGGACAGCAAAGAACAUGAUGGCUAUGAAUGAAGAGAAAGUCAGUCAGGUGGCUGUCACUCAGCAGCUGCAGCUCCAGACCCAGAUGAAAGACCUGGAGACAAGUGAUAGUCUGAAAAAGGAAUUAAACGAGGAGAUCAGCAGGCGUUUGCAUCUUGAAAACAACCUGGAAGCAUACAGAAAGAGGUUUAUGUCUCUGAAGAGCAGGAGAGGAGUGGAGAGGUUGGAAGAGAAGGAGGUGGUGCAAUAUUAUCGUGAUCCCAAACUGGAGAUGGAACUGCAGUCUCUGAAAAGCCGGAUCCAGGAUGAAGCACUGAAAAGGUCAAGCACCCAAUCAGAGAUCGAAAUUAUCAGUGAGAAAAUUAUCAAACUGGAGGUACAGCUGAGCAAAGUCGAACCUAAACUAAUCACUAAGAUCCUCACCGAAUACGAGAAGGACCCGCAGCUUGAUAAAGAAGCCGCUAAGCUUCGAGACGAGAUACAAAGGUUACGCCUGGAGCUCCAAACGAGGAAUACAGAGGCAGUUCAAGUGAAAAAUGAGAUCACACUUCUGGCUCAGCAGAAGCCAAAAAUCAUAGAGAAGGUUGUUAAAAAGGAAGUGGUGAGGCUCGAGAAAGAUCCAGAUAUGCUGAAAGCUGUUCUCACAUUCCAGAGUGAUAUUGCAGAGGAGGAAUUCCAGUGCAAGACCCUCAAUGAUAACAUUUUUAGCAUAAGGAGCCAAAUAAACACACUGGAGAGGCUCAUCCCCAGCAUCCAACCCAAGAUUGUCUCCAAGGUUGUGAAGCAAGUACAACAAGAUCCAGAAAUGGUCGAAGAGUCAAAGAAGCUGCAGAUGGCUUUGGAAGAGGAGAAGGAUGAGAAUGUUAUCUUGAUGAAAGACCUGACCACCCUUCAGUUACGUUACAGUGAACUGGAGAGGUUCAGGCCAAAAGUGGAGGUGAAGGAAAUUGUCAAUGAGAUUUACAGAGUUGACCCUGAAACAGAAGUCGAGCUGGUGCGUCUGAGGAAAGAGUUGCAGGAUUCAAGCCGAAACCGUACAGCCUUGGAGGGAGAAAUCGAUGCAGUGAGAGAAACUCUGAUUACACUGCGGGCUCAGAAGCCCAAGGUGGAGUACAAGGAAGUGACCCAAGAGGUGGUCAAAGAAGAGAAGAGCCCAGAGGUCAUCAGGGAAUUACAAAGGCUGAACAACCAAGACAGCCGUCUGCAAGUCAACUAUGACACCACCCUAGAGCUUCUGACCCACCUACGUAAAGAGAGGGAUGAGUUGAAAGCUGAAAAAUCUAAAGUGGAGACAAAGCUAGUGAAUAAAGAAGUCAUCAAAUAUGAGAAUGAUCCACUUUUGGAGAAAGAGGCUGACAGGCUUCGAAAGAAUGUCAGAGAAGAGAUUCACGAGCGACGAACUUUGGAGGAAUGUCUCUUUGACCUACAGAACCAAUACAUUAUCCUUGAAAGGCAGAAGCCAGAGGAGAAAAUUGUGACACAGGAGGUGAUUCGCCUUCAGAAGGACCCCAAGCAGAUGCAGGAGCAUGAAAAAUUAAACAAGACAUUGGAUGAGGAAAUGAAAGCCCGCAGAAAGCUUGAACUAGAGGUCAGACAACUCAAAGUCCUGGUUCAAGAGAAAGAGAAUAUGCUGGCUCAGAUGAAUGAUCGACAGAAGAAGAUCCAAGUAGAGUCGGAACUGAGACAGAUCAAAGCUCGUAUUUUUGAGCUGGAAAAUACUCCACCGCCCAUCGAGGAAAAAAUCAUCGUCGAGGAGGUCUUGAAAAUAGAGAAGGACCCUCAGUUGGAUAAAGUCAUUGAUGAUAUACAUGCCAGCUUGGAGACUGAGGGCAACGAGAUCAAUCGUUUGCAGAGAGAAAUUUCCAACAUAAAGCUCAAGUUGGAAAUCCUGCAAAAGGAGAAGACCAUUGAAAAGGUCGUUUACAGAGAAGUUGUCCGUGUUGAGAAAGAUCCGGCAGUGGAAGCUGAAAGGGAACGACUCAGAGAUCUAGUAAUGAAGGAGAGAAAUCUCAGGCGGGACCAAGAAGAUAACCUUCAAAACAUCCACCUCAAAAUAACCCAUCUGCAGACAUCAAAGUCUACAACUUCUCAUGAGGAGACGGUACUCAUUUCCCAAAGAGAUGCCAUGCAAAGGGAGAAGGAAGAUCUCCUGAAACAGCUCAGAAACUUAGAGUCUCAGAGACAGAGCAUUAGCAUAACCUUCCAGCAACAGUCCAAGCUGAUGAGUGAGAGGAACCUGAUGGCACGGCAGAGAAGUCUUAAAACAUCGUCUGAAGUACAGUGGCUGGAGACAGAGAUCCUGAAAGAGAAGGACAAAAUACACGAGAGAGAGAGACUCAUCAGUGAGCUGCUGAACGGCAUAGAGAAUGAGGACCAUUCAGAGACUCACACCAGAGAGGCAAAUCUUUCCACAAGGAUCACCAUCCUCGAUCCAGAAACUGGUAAAGACAUGUCACCCUAUGACGCCUACUUACAAGGACUAAUUGAUCGAAACCAGUACAUUCAGCUGUCGGAGCUGGAGUGCGACUGGGAAGAAAUCACUUCAACUGGCCCAGAUGGAGAUACAACCAUUUUGCAGGAUCGAAAAAGUGGGAAGCAGUAUUCAGUCAAGGAUGCUCUGCGGGAUGGUCGUUUGACUCGGCAUGACUUGAACCGCUACAGGGAAGGGAAAAUGCCCGUUUCUGAGUUUGCCCUCCUUGUUGCAGGCGAAGUAAACAAGCCCUACAUUCCACCAUUAAUGCCAAAAUCUCCCACCAAACCAUUCCCAACCUCUCCCACCAAAACAAUCUCAGCUUCUCCCUUGAGCUCCAUGUCUACAUCUCUGAGGUCCUCCCACACCAACCUCACCACUCAGUAUAGCGGCAGUCUGAACAACCUUAUUGCUUCAUCGGGAGAUGAGUUUUUCCCAAUCUCUGGCAUUUUUGACACCACCAGUGAAAGCCGCAUGUCUGUGAGAAGUGCCCUCACCCGCAAUCUCAUUGAUCCUGACACAGCUCUAAAGCUGCUGGAGGCACAAGCAGCCACUGGUGGAAUAGUUGAUCUGGGCAAAAAGGACAAGGUGUCUGUCCACAAAGCAGCUGAACGGGGUCUCAUUGACCAAAAUCAUAAGUAUAAGCUUCUGAAUGCCCAGAAAGCCUUCACUGGAGUCGAGGAUCCGGCGACCAAACGGCGUCUUGCUGUAGGACAGGCAGCACAGAAAGGGUUCAUACCCCAAGAAAAUGCCAAGAGGUACUUAGAGGCGCAGUACCUGACAGGUGGGUUGGUGGAUCCCAGCAAAGCAGGCCGCCUCACUAUUGAGGAAGCUCUCGCCACUGAGCUGAUUGACAGCACAACAGCAAAAGAUCUGCAAGAUGAGGCUUCCCACACAAAGGAGCUGGUGGACCCCAUUACUAAAGAGAAGAUAUCAUACAAACAGGCGAUGGAUCGGUGCAGAAAAGACACCAGCACGGGGCUCCUGCUCCUUCCUGCAACCUCCACUGAUGUUGCAACUACUCCAUCAUACUCAAAGUUCCGUUUCUAGUUUUUGUACAGACACUGGUGAAAGAGGGUGCAUGAAAACAUUAACUGAUAUGCUUAGGGGGGGGGGGAGAGGAACAGAGGUGUUUGAACAUUUUGAAAACACUGGAAAAAAGUGUAUCCGGUAGAAGUGGACCCUUUAAUCUGCUUUUUCAGUUCUAUUUUUGGCCUGCUGUGAAAAUGAAGUU